UAGAAGAAGAAUAUGUUUGUUUUCUAGUCUAGCCAAAGUUAUUGGUCGAGCAAGUCCAUCUCAUGGUCAGGCUGGCUAAUGAAUGCUAAAGUUACAGAUAUACAGUAUUUUCAAUUUGUUACAUCUUCCAGGAAUUAUUAAGCUGUUUUAAAACUAUUAGUAACGUUAGGUAGAAACUUUUAGACUCGCUUCGGUAGGUGGCGCUAUAACGGGCACAGUUGUUUGCUAACUGCUAGAGAGGGGAAAAAGAAGAAGAAAAAGCAAAAGAAGAAGCAUGGCUGCUGACAUGAGAUUACCAACUAUUCAAAAGCCAGUGUCGCUAUCAGCUUCUGCUUUUGACCGAAAAGAUCUGGUCGUCCCUGGCGAUGUUAUCACUUCAGACACCGGCUUCAUGAGGGGACAUGGUACUUACAUUGAUGAAGACAACCUGACAGCUUCAGUUGCUGGAGAGGUGCAGAGAGUAGAUAAGCUGAUCUGUGUCAGACCGCUUAAGACCAGGUUCAAUGGUGAGGUUGGAGAUGUGGUUGUUGGCAGGAUCACAGAGGUGCAACAAAAACGUUGGAAGGUGGAAACCAACUCCCGGCUGGAUUCUGUCCUCUUGUUGUCUGCAGUAAAUCUGCCUGGAGGAGAGCUGAGGCGACGGUCAGCAGAAGAUGAGCUCACCAUGAGAGAAUACCUUCAUGAAGGCGAUCUCAUCAGUGCUGAGGUUCAGUCUGUCUUCUCAGAUGGAGCCCUAUCCCUGCACACCCGUAGUUUAAAGUAUGGAAAAUUGGGUCAAGGAGUGCUAGUGCAGCUUUCUCCUUCUCUGAUCAAGAGACAGAAAACACAUUUCCACAACCUGCCAUGUGGUGCAUCCAUCAUCCUCGGGAAUAACGGCUUUGUGUGGUUGUAUCCAACACCGGAACAACAGCAGGAGGAGGCUGGGGGCUUCUAUACCAGCCUAGAGCCUGUUUGUCUGUCAGAUCGGGAGGUGAUUUCACGGUUGAGAAACUGCCUAUUGGCUUUGGCUGCACACAAGGUCCUUUUGUUUGACACCAGUGUUCUCUAUUGCUAUGAAUCUUCAGUUCAUCACCAGGUCAAGGACAUCUUGAAACCAGAAGUGAUGGAAGAGAUUGUAAUGUUGACACAACAGAAGCUGUUGGAACAGGAAGGUUAAAGAGCACCUAUCCCAACUAUAAUCUUGUAACAAAACUCAGAUCAAAUCAAGCAGCUAUUUCACACCUCCUAUCUGACUAAACUGGCCUUUUUCAAAGAACCAGUCUUAUCCUGUUGUGCAGUUAAACAGCUCCACAUGUCUUUUAUGUAUCAAAAUUGAUUAUUAUUGUUUGACUGCUUAUGGAAAUGAUGGGUAUUUUGCAGGCUGCAGCAUUCAGUUGUUGAGCAGCUGUUCUUACAUUUUACAGAGGUAUAGUGGAACACUUUUGAUAAUUUGUGGUUUUGUAUAAAAAAACUGUUGUAUGCAAUACAUUUUCUAUAAGUUUCAGUACUUCUCAGUGUUAUGUGUUUUGCUGAAUAAUUAAGAAACAAAGGAAAACAUGUCUUCAUAAUG
This is a messenger RNA of Centropristis striata (black sea bass), 1549 nucleotides long. It is a transcript of the gene exosc2, whose product is annotated as exosome component 2. NCBI's taxonomy places the organism in Eukaryota, Metazoa, Chordata, Actinopteri, Perciformes, Serranidae. The transcript has 9 exons. The record is from RefSeq and is a predicted model, not a curated record. Gene Ontology annotation, biological process: CUT catabolic process; exonucleolytic trimming to generate mature 3'-end of 5.8S rRNA from tricistronic rRNA transcript (SSU-rRNA, 5.8S rRNA, LSU-rRNA); nuclear polyadenylation-dependent rRNA catabolic process. Gene Ontology annotation, cellular component: nuclear exosome (RNase complex); cytoplasmic exosome (RNase complex). Gene Ontology annotation, molecular function: RNA binding. Bases 275 to 1156 code for a protein of 293 amino acids.